AGAAAGUCGAGCUUUUCUGCUCCCUUGCACAUUCAUAGUUCGAAAACAGUCAUGGCUGCCUCAUCGCCCACGAGUCUGGAUGUCCUCGAGCCGGUCCUUGCACGUCCAUCCCUGUCUGAUUCUUCAUCUCCGGUGCAGGUGACCCCUGCCAUCUCUGUCAGCAAUGCCGGACAGCUGGCAAAAGGGAAGCCGGUCUCAAUUUCCAAAAUCAGAGCCGCAGCUGGCGGGCUGCGUUUUCGCGUCAAGAUGAGCAUCAAUGGCUUCGAGAGUACGCGAGCCGUCACGGGGGACUGCACGCGGAUCCGUUUCCAUCUGGUUAACGACUUCACGGAGGAAGACGAAACUGGGAUCGCACCAGAGUUUGUCAUCAUCAUGAAAGAUGAUAAAAAGCCUUGGGACAGUGGUGCAGCAAGCAGCGGUAAUCAGAGUCUUGUCCUGCUUACUAAGGGCUUCCCGGAGGACAGAACAGGACGCAUACUCUAUGGGCAGAAUCCGAUCGACGAAUCACAGCACGACAUGUGCCUCCUUCAUGCAAAAGUCGAUGGACUCAGUGGAAAUGCCCAAGGAGUGUCAGAAAACUUAGGGAGCGGGGUGUCUGCGUUCGUAACAUUUUCGGAUGUCGGAUUUUAUUGGGUAUUUGUUGGGGUUAUGAAGGUUUCCCCUGGAGAAGGCCAUGCUGAUGGUGCGAUUCCUGGUGAACGGGGUAUUGUUGCCCGGUUCCCGAUCCGAGUUUGCAGUGGUGAUGUGGAGACGCACGAUUGGUCAGAUGAAUGUAGCUGGGUGAAUGGGAUCCCAACUGCAGACAAUGAUGUUUUUAUUCCAGAAGGUGUGAAGAUGGUUCUCAACGAAACGGAGAUCCCUCCAUUACGGUCCAUUUUUCUCAGGGGCACUUUGCAAGUCCCAGAUGGUUCAGAUAAUUCUCUUCACUCGCUUGCUGUUGGUAGUCUGGCGGUUCAUCCAAUGGGAGAGCUAUCGAUUGGGAGUGCCGAAAAAACUUUCACCAAGGACCUGUUGAUCAAAUUAACCAGCAAUGAACCAUUUGGCUGUGGCACGGGUACAGAACAAGUAGGCCAUGAGGAGGGGGAACUGAUUCGUCUUGAGCACGGGGUUUUCGCAAUUGCUCUAGGGAGCAGGGUCCGUAUUUACGGCGUUGUCCCGGCGCCGGCGCAUACGAAGCUCGUCCAUAAUGCAAGUGCUGGUGCAAGGGAAAUUGUCGUCAGCGACAAGGCUCUAGAGGGUUGGAGGCCUGGGAGCCAAGCUGCUAUAAUUGACGCCACUAAUGGACUUGCGAAGAAGGGGGGAACUUACGAGAUCGUCGUGCUUGCGUCUGUUUCAACAGGAUCUGCUCUCCCUCUCAGUUCGGCAGAGGGCUCUGUUCUGAGCUUUGAUAACGGGCUUGUUUUCGAUUACAGUCAGGGAGCAGCGGUGGUUAUUCUCAGCCGCAAUGUUGUGAUAUCGGGAAGGGGUGCAGAUGGUCCAGGGUUUCCGGGAAGACUUGUCAUCCGUGCGGCUGUCACUGAUAAGAGAAAUGGCGGAGGAACAAUAUCGGGACCGGUUACUUUGCAGGAGGAAGGGAGGGACAUGCUGGAACGAGAGCUUCCCGGAAACCGAGAUGAACAAGCAUAUAUAGGCCAACACAGAGUAACUGGGGGGCUCUAUGCAAGUGGGGGCGGGUUCCGAGUUGGCGAAAGAGAUGGUCGUGCAGAAUGGAAUGCGGUUUUGUCUUCCAUAGCGCUGGCACUGUCGUCUGAUCUCUCUGUCACGAAAGGGAAGCCAAAUGGCGAGAAGACCUCGGCUCGGGCCAAGGUUGCCUCGAAAGUCCAUGGGGCGGGACCGGAGGGCAAAGCGAGGUGGCUUGGACAGGCAUUUGCUGACACUGAGGACAGAGAGAGGGGAAGAAAGCUUUGGAAGGGACAUGGCGAUGGCGGUUUGGGAUCGGGAAGAUUGUUGCAUGCUGGCGAGAUAAGCGAGUUUGAUGCGAACUGGACCGUGGCAUCGCAUUGGGGUCCAAAAUUGGCUAUUGCAGGGGAUGGACGGAGGGAGUUGUAUCUUGCCCCGAUGUCAAAGCAGGAGCAGGAGAAGAGGGCGAUCUGGAUUCAGGGGGUGGAGUUCCGGGGUCUGCAGGGAAUUGGCGCGGACGAGGAAGGCGAUAAGUUUGCGUUGUACUUGGAGGGAGCAUCUGCGGAUACAGAUAACCUGAGACACGGUGAAGACAACCUUGUCCAUGGUGUUGGUCAUGAAGUGCGGAUCGUGGGUUGCAGUGUGCAUGGUGGCAACUCGCGGUGCCUAGGUAUCGAUGCGGAUGUUGCGGCCGCUACGACAUUCCAUGUGGAGAAUGUGACAUGUUUUGAGCCCAGGGGGCAUGGGUUUGUUGUAAAGCUGCGAGAUGAAAGGGAAGCGGGGAUGCGGGAUGAUGACAUGGGGGGACUGGGUACCAGUGGGGACCAGUUGGGUGGAGAGGGAGCACAAGCAGCAGAGGAAAGCAGCAGAGGAAGGAGCAAUGCCGUGAACAAGCCUGUUGCACUCUUCAGAUGGAAUGCUGCUAUCGGCAUGAAGUCCAUGGGUGCGGAAAUGGCAGGUAACAGUCUGCAGGACUUUGUGCCUGUGGGGUUUUACGCAGUAUGCAUGCGAAAGCAAGACAAUCUCGAUGGAUUUGUUGCAGGCGCUGUGGUUGAGUUUCACAAGAAUUGGGCACUUGGCUCGGAAGGUUAUGGGAUUGUGUGGGAUGAAAGCUGUGGGAACAGGACCAUUCGACGUAACGGUGUUGUUGGCAACCAAGUUGCUGAUAUUUUGAGGAUUCCCUUUUUGCACGAUGCGCAGAGUGGACGGUCUCCUAUUCUACUCGAUCCAGGCCAUGUACUUGACAAUUCAUUGCUGACAAAUACAGAUAUCUUGCCAUCCGUCACCCCCCUCUUUCCUGGGGACUCUACGUUUGUCAGGCAGUCGAUUCCGCCUGGUGAAAUGGGAAUCUCCUACUUCAGCUUCUUUAUUCCGUCCACUGCAAUCGAUACAACCGUCUACUUCAAGUAUGUGGACGGUGUGGGAGACCAUGUGCAGCUGCUGCUGAAUGUGUGGGGUUCUCUACCCUGCAGUCCCGGUCUCUCAUUCUGUAUUGCGAAUCCAGCGAAGAGGGUGAUCCCAAUGGCAGACUUUGUGAAAGAUGUAGAUCUCCUUUCUGUUGACGAGAUAACGGAAUGGCCGCACCCACUCUAUAGCACUGGAAAAUGGGUCCUUGGGAUCAUCGGUGAUGGCGACCUCGUAUUUGAAGUUGGCGUCAACAUCACAGCCGAACUUCGCAAAUGGGAAGAGGAGGAUGCCGCCCGCCGGCAGGCGAUUCAACGCCAGCUGGCAGAGGCCGGGGCAGCGCGUCAGCAGGCCACAGCAGAAGCUGCAGCAGCCGCACGGUUACAGCAACGGCAGACGGAGGCAAGUCAGAAUCAAGUUCGUUACCAAGACACAAUGGAGCCCGCCAACGAAGAAUCUACGUACCGGAGGUUACUUCGACAGCAGCACUUUCAAACAAACGAAGAACAAGAGGAGCCGACCGAGGAAGAGAGAAGCAAGGAGGCCAUAGCCGUACUGAUGGAAAACAUGCUGUACACGUGCAAUUGGCAGCAACGUGAACUGAUGGACAUGCGGCAGAUCUUCAUCCGCUAUGAAGGAACUUUUCGGACGCUGGAUCAGAAGAUUGCUGCCUUGCAGGCCGAGAACAGUACACUGCAGGCCGCCAACAGUCACCAACAGACCAUCAACGAUCAGCUGCAGACCAAGGUCAGCACGGGAUUGGCACGUCUAUCUGCAGUUGAGUUGACGGCCAGUGCAGUUUCAGACUGCAGCCCAGCUUUGGCCGCUCAAGCCAAGCAACUCGAAGAGCGGAUCAACCACGUAGUCGCAUCCCUUGGCGACGUCAGCAAGUUUGUCGGGACGUCUACGGUCAGCAAUCAGCUGCAGACGCUCAGCGACCGUGUUCAACAACGAACGGACGCCGUCGUCAAGGAAUGGAAAAUCCCGAACUUCAAGAUUGAGAAGUUCGAUGACUACCACAAGACCGAUCCGCCGCAAUGGUGGAUGGCAUUCAACGCGGAGGCGGACGGACAUCACGUCCCACCACUACGGUGGCUUGACGCGCUCUACCUCCAGCUCAUCAAAGGGGCACAAGCAUUCAUGACUCACAUGGUCGUCACGUUGGAAUGCACCAUCGCCACCCUCCACACCAAGAUAUCUUGGGAGGACUUUGAGAAGAAGUGGAAGACCCGGUUCAUGGUCAACAACGACAAACGUCAUGCAUUGAACAAGAUCUUCCGCAUGUUUCAAGGCCAGCAACCAUCACGGGAAUGGCUGACAGAGUGGCAAACACUCGUCGCCACCCCGGAGUUGAACCUGCCGUUCGACUCAAUCCCAGCCGAGUUCUUCGCCCGAUCUUGCAACGCCUUGACAGCUGCUCUUGGCAGUGAAUUUCAGUAUGAGACCUUUGAUGAGAUGAUCGCAAAGGCAAGGGAACUCAUACAAGGUAACUGGCGCGCGACCAAUGAGGCCCGCCAACAGCCUGGUUACGUGGAGAAAGGCAAAGUACCACCUCCGUCGACGGACGACAAAGUAGCGGUUGUUGACCUUCGCAGCUACCUCGCGAAGAUCGACUGCGAGCACACAACGCAACGGUACGUUGACAUUGACGCGCCGCUCCUCUACAUCCGCAUUCAGAUCGAAAAGGCAACCUGCAGUGCCUUGAUCAAUUGUAGAGCGACUCGCAACUAUAUCAGCCAAGGCUUUAUGGCACGCAUCGGGCUUGCCCCGCGCGUUCGAAGGAAAAGUCAGCCUAUGCACGUCAUGUUGGUCGAUGGUCACACACAAAAGUCAAUUGACCGCUGCGUUGACUCUGUGCCCGUGUACUUUGCCCCGCUACCAUGCGAGGCCAUGUCAUUUGACAUCUUGGACACUAAGUCUGAUAUGAUCUUAGGCAUCUCGUGGCUGCAAAGUGAAGACCAUCCGGUAAACUUCUUCCGACGCACCGUUCACGUUCGUGAUCGGUGUGGCGAACUAGUCCCGUGCACGGUGUCGGUUCCUCGUCCUUCGAUUGGUUGUCACGUGGUCUCCGCUGCGAGCAUUCGCCAAUCCAUCAGCCGACACGACAUCGAGGAGAUCGGCAUGUGUUUUCUUCAUGCCCUCCAACCUGGUGAUCAGCCCAAGAUGGACACAUCGGACCCACACAUCAUUGAGCUUUUGGACAACUAUGAGGAUGUCUUCCAAGCUCCCGCCAGAGUAGUACCGGAUUGGACCAUACGCCACGGGAUCACUCUCAAGGACGGCGCCGUACCUCCGCGUGGAUGCAUUUACCGAAUGAGCGAAGAGGAGCUUCAAGUGUUUCGGGCGCAACUAGACGACCUCUUGGCCAAGGGCUGGAUUCGCCCUAGCUGUUCGCCAUACGGUGCUCCCGUUCUCUUCGUCCAGAAGAAGAACAAGGACCUUCGUUUGUGUAUCGACUAUCCGAAACUUCAGCGGCAAACGAUCAAGAACAUCAGCCCUCUCCCGCGGAUCGAUGAUCUCCUCGAGCGACUAGGCGGCGCCAAGUACUUCUCGAAGUUGGACCUCAAAUCAGGCUAUACCCAGAUCGAGAUCCAGCCAAGAGAUCAGUACAAGACCGUGUUCAAGACACGGUAUGGGCACUUUGAGUGGACCGUCAUGCCAUUCGGCCUCACCAAUGCCCCGACUACUUUCCAAGCGGCUAUGACGACGGAAUUCCGCGACCUGCUCAACCGCACCAUACUCAUUUACCUUGAUGACAUCUUGGUUUAUAGUUGGUCAUGGGACAAGCACCUUCGCGCCGUUUUGGAGCGGCUCCGUAUCGCCAAGUACAAGGCAAACUGCGACAAGUGCGAGUUUGCCCAACAAGAGUUGGAGUACUUGGGCCAUUACGUUACGCCGCAAGGCAUUCGUCCGCUCGCGGACAAAGUACAAGUCAUUCAAGAUUGGUCGGACCUCGCGUGUACUACUGACAUCCGCUCCUUUCUUGGCUUAGCAUCAUACUAGAUGCGCUUCGUCAAGAGCUUCCAACGGAUCGCUGCACCAUUGAC
Molecule: messenger RNA, 6071 nt
Organism: Chara braunii
Lineage: Eukaryota; Viridiplantae; Streptophyta; Charophyceae; Charales; Characeae
Source: the annotation of a GenBank genome assembly